This is a messenger RNA of Pestalotiopsis fici W106-1, 1194 nucleotides long. RefSeq lists its product as uncharacterized. The transcript has a single exon. The coding region runs from base 1 to 1194 and encodes 397 amino acids. The record is from RefSeq and is a predicted model, not a curated record. Lineage: Eukaryota; Fungi; Ascomycota; Sordariomycetes; Amphisphaeriales; Sporocadaceae.
AUGACAACAAUCCAACUUCCAGCGUCCGAUUCUCUUAGUCUGCACCUGACUCACCCCACCUCGGAAGAAUGCAUCCACAUCUGGUCCAGCACCGCGGCCCUGUGGAAGGACUCACUGACCGUACCUCUCUAUGUCGCUGAGGCCGAGUUCCUUACAACGGUCCCGCUUGCCAAAGAUGGAGGCAUGACCACAUGGGUUCUCGUCGACAAAAACCUGCCCCCUCACCAGCGGCAGGUGCUUUGCUCGUGUGAAACCUUCCGAAAGCGUGCCCUCAUGAGCGACGACAAGGGCAACAUUGAGGAAGUUCUCGUUCACGGCGUUGCUAGUGUGUUCAGUCCUCCGGCUUAUCGUGGCCGUGGCUAUGGAAUUCGUCACAUGAAGGAAUUGUCCAAGGUCCUGCGCGGAUGGCAAGCCGAGCAUGGCAAAAGUUUUGGUAGCGUCCUUUACUCGGAGAUUGGAAAAGAGUACUAUGCAAAAAUGGGAUGGAUGCCAAACUCUAGCAAUGGGCACUUUAUCCUCCCGUCUAUCAUGAUGGAGAAACCAGCGAUGACACAGCCGGUGGCUGAAUCGAACCUUGAAUCCCUCUGCCUCAGAGAUGAGGCCAUGGUCCACGAGGCUAUGGCAAGCCCUAGCACAAAACAAAGUCGUGUAGUCGUGCUUCCAAGCCUGGAUCACAUGCUCUGGCAUAUCCGAAAGGAAGAAUUUGUGACCAAUUACAUUUUUGGUAAGAAGGCAGAGGUGAAGGGGGCAAUCGCUGGGAGUCCCGGCAAGCAGGUCUGGGCGCUAUGGGUGCAUCGGUACUAUGAACACCCUGAUCAUGCCAAAGAGAAGGAAGGGGAUGACGGAAACGUCCUUUACAUCCUCCGUCUCGUAGUGGAAGGCGAUGACACUGCCAACAAGCCCCAUGAAGACAAUCCAGCGCCACUCAUAGAGGCGUACAUGGAGCAGGCGGCCGCGCUCAAAGCCGUUAUCCAGGCUGCCCAAGCCGAGGCGGCUGAAUGGAAAUUGGACCAAGUGAGACUGUGGGAGCCCUCCCCGUUGGUUCAUAAUCUUCUCGAGCAGAGUGAUAUCCAAGCUACAUGGGUUGAGCGGCAUGAGAGUAGUGUCGCAUGUGCGCUUUGGUUCAAGGAAGACAACGCUGCAAGUGAAGAAGACCCAACUUGGGUCAACAAUCAGCACCAUGCGUGGUGUUAA